Diabrotica balteata is the source of this 2828-nucleotide messenger RNA. Lineage: Eukaryota; Metazoa; Arthropoda; Insecta; Coleoptera; Chrysomelidae. The record is from the annotation of a GenBank genome assembly.
UUUUGACUUGACGUUUAUUUUGAUCAUCGGCUGAUGUGACGUGUAAAGAAAUUAAAUCGAAUUAUUUAAAAGUUUUUAAAUUAAAAUGGGUACUUUUAAAAGGGAUACUCAUGAUGAUGAUGGGGGAUCCAGUGCUUUUCAAAACCUGGAAAAAACCACUGUUUUGCAAGAAGCUAGAGUUUUUAAUGAAACUAGUGUAAAUCCAAGAAAAUGUACACCAAUACUAACAAAACUGUUGUAUUUAUUGAACCAGGGUGAAACUUUGAGUGCCAAAGAGGCCACGGAUGUUUUCUUCGCCAUGACAAAACUAUUCCAAUCAAAAGAUGUAAUAUUAAGAAGGAUGGUUUAUUUGGGAAUUAAAGAACUCAGUUCUGUUGCUGAUGAUGUCAUUAUUGUAACAUCCAGUCUUACAAAAGAUAUGACUGGUAAAGAAGACAUGUACAGAGCAGCUGCUAUUAGAGCAUUAUGCAGUAUUACUGAUGCUACUAUGCUUCAAGCUAUAGAACGUUAUAUGAAGCAAGCUAUUGUAGAUAGAAACCCAGCUGUCAGUUCAGCAGCACUAAUUAGUUCAUUACAUAUGAGCAAAUUAGCUCCAGAUGUAGUAAAAAGAUGGGUAAAUGAAGCUCAAGAAGCAGUAAAUAGUGAUAAUGCCAUGGUACAGUAUCACGCAUUAGGUCUCCUAUACCAUAUUAGGAAGACUGAUAAGCUAGCAGUGACAAAAUUGAUUUCCAAACUGAAUCAAAUGGGUUUAAAGAGUCCUUACGCUUUAUGUAUGUUGAUAAGAAUCACUGCAAAACUUUUAGAAGAAGAGGACCAAGAGUCUCUCCUCAACUCUCCAUAUACGAUGAUAUUUACAAUGGGCUUGCGGAACAAAUCUGAAAUGGUAGUCUAUGAAGCUGCACAUGCCAUGGUUAACCUUAAGCUCACAAGUAGUACGGUGUUAGCACCCGCUAUAAGUGUUCUCCAACUAUUUUGUGGAUCUCCUAAAGCUACACUCAGAUUUGCUGCUGUUAGAACUUUAAAUCAAGUAGCCACCACCCACCCUGCCUCAGUGACAGCUUGUAAUUUGGAUCUAGAAAAUUUGAUUACUGAUUCUAAUAGAUCAAUUGCUACAUUGGCCAUUACUACUCUUUUGAAAACAGGUGCUGAAUCUUCUGUGGACAGACUAAUGAAACAAAUCGCUACUUUUGUAUCUGAAAUCAGUGAUGAAUUUAAAGUGGUUGUCAUUCAGGCAAUUAAGGUAUUGGCUUUGAAAUUUCCAAGGAAACAUGGCACACUUAUGAAUUUCCUAUCCGCCAUGUUAAGAGAUGAGGGAGGCUUAGAAUAUAAAGCAUCCAUAGCAGAUACCAUUAUAACCCUAAUUGAAGAUAAUCCCGAAGCUAAAGAAUCUGGUUUGGCGCAUCUUUGCGAGUUCAUUGAAGACUGUGAACAUGUUUCUUUGGCUGUGAGAAUCUUACAUUUGUUAGGAAAAGAAGGACCCAAGACCAAACAACCAUCAAGAUAUAUCCGUUUUAUUUACAAUCGUGUCAUAUUGGAAUGUCCCUCUGUAAGAGCUGCUGCAGUCUCUGCCAUGGCACAAUUCGGAGCUUCUUGUCCAGAUUUGUUAGAAAAUAUCCAAAUAUUACUUUCGAGGUGUCAGAUGGAUUCAGACGAUGAAGUUAGAGACAGAGCUACAUAUUAUAGUAAUAUACUAAACAAAAAUGAUAAAAGUUUAUACAACAAUUACAUUUUGGAUUCGUUACAGGUUUCAAUCCCUUCACUAGAAAGAUCGCUUAGAGAAUACAUUCAGAAUCCAACUGAGGAACCAUUUGACAUUAAGUCCGUGCCUAUAGCAGCAGUGCCAACAGCAGAAGAACGUGAAGUUAAAAACAAAUCUGAAGGACUGCUAGUCUCUCAAGGUCCAGUCCGACCUCCUCCGGUGUCUAGAGAAGAAAACUUCGCAGAAAAACUUAGUAACGUUCCGGGUAUACAACAGUUAGGUCCUUUGUUCAAAACUUCCGACGUCGUGGAACUCACUGAAUCUGAAACAGAGUAUUUUGUCCGCUGUAUCAAGCACUGUUUCAAACAUCACAUCGUCCUUCAAUUCGAUUGUCUCAAUACCUUGCCAGACCAGCUUUUGGAAAACGUUAGAGUGGAAAUAGACGCCGGUGAAACCUUCGAAGUUUUGGCAGAAAUACCUUGUGAAAAGUUGCACUAUAACGAAACUGGUACCACAUAUGUAGUAGUUAAGUUGCCCGAUGAUGAUCUUCCAAACUCUGUUGGUACGUGUGGGGCGGUGCUGAAGUUCUUAGUGAAAGAUUGUGAUCCAUCAACUGGAAUACCAGAUUCUGACGAGGGUUACGAUGAUGAAUAUACGCUGGAAGACAUCGAAAUAACAUUAGGGGACCAAAUCCAAAAAGUAAGCAAAGUAAAUUGGGCUGCAGCUUGGGAAGAAGCUGCAGCUACGUAUGUAGAAAAAGAAGAUACAUACUCAUUGACCAUCAAUACGCUAAGUGGCGCUGUUAAGAAUAUUAUUCAGUUCUUGGGAUUACAACCUGCGGAAAGGACUGACAGAGUACCGGAGGGCAAAUCUACGCACACAUUACUUCUAGCUGGUGUAUUCAGGGGCGGCAUUGACAUACUAGUAAGAGCAAAACUAGCUUUGGGCGAAUGUGUUACGAUGCAACUAACUGUCAGGUCGCCAGAUCCAGACGUUGCUGAGCUUAUAACUUCAACUGUAGGUUAAGCUUUAAUACUACGUUAAUGAUUAUGUAUUACAAUUUUUCCAUAUGUAUAAAUAUUUUGAUUUAUUUAAAUUUUAUUAGAAAUUAAACAAUUUUAAGUAACAA